Molecule: messenger RNA, 1636 nt
Organism: Caenorhabditis sp. 36 PRJEB53466
Lineage: Eukaryota; Metazoa; Nematoda; Chromadorea; Rhabditida; Rhabditidae
Source: the annotation of a GenBank genome assembly
AUGUCCAUUUUCCUCCUUCUUUCCCUUCCGAUUCCCGUGUUCCCCGUUCCUGUCGUCUGCUAUUACAUUCUGAACCGGCCGCCCGUUUCGGAGGUCCCCAUCGAUUUGUGCACGCAUUUUAUUCUCAUAAACUCUGCCCACGUCUCGGAAAAUGGCGAGCUGGAAGCGGAUAUUGACGAUUUCGAAGAAUUCGGCCGGCUCAGAGAUCGUAGGGACGAUUUGAAGUUGCUCGUUUCGAUCACGUCCCCGAAUCCGUCGUUUUCGUGUUUGGUAAGUCGUUUAGCGCUCUUUUUUUUCAAAAAUUCGAUGGAGCGCACUUGCAGACCUCGUCCGAAUCGUUAAUGAACAACUUUGCUCUCGACUUGUUGCAUGAAUUCCGCGAAAAUCGUCUAGACGGCGUGGAUAUCGAUUGGGAGUUUCCGGUGUGGAGCAGAGACGCCGAGCCCAGCGAUCGGGCCCAAUUUGGUGAAUUUUUAAAGGUACAGUAUGCCUACACUAAUCCUCAGGAACUUUUUUCGAGCAGAUUCUCAACUAUCAUUUGUCCGCCGAUGGAUUUUUGGUGUCUGUCGCCGUCUCGGGACCUCCGACAAUAUCGAAAAAGGCGUACGACGUGGAGCCGCUGAAAAAGUGAGUGGUCCCGGCUGAUCAACCGCCGGGGACCAACUUUUUUUGAAGGUACGCCGAUAUGGUACAAGUGAUGAACUACGAUUUUCAUGUCUACAACAAAUACUCGAAUCCGUUCGUCGGUUUCAAUGCGCCGAUCCAUCCGAUGAUGGCCGAGAUUUCAGUGCUCGGAAAGAUGAACUCGGUAGGGAGAAUACCGGGAAAACUGAGAGAUUUAGAGAAAAACUGAUGGCGCCAAUCGUCUCGAAAUGAAAAAUGACCCCAGGGACCGGUUUUUUUGAGUCCUAGCGUAUAAUUUCAUCAGCCAACCUCUGGGGACCGUUGCGCGGUGGAGCGCACUUGCAUCAAUCAUUUUUGUGUUCAGGAAGCUUCGAUGAAGACGUGGCUCGAGAUGGGACUGCCGAAAAACAUUACAUAUUUCGGUGUUCCCACCUACGCGCGGGCUUUCCAACUUCUCAGCCGGCACCUCCACAAACCGUACUCGCCGGCCGUCAGGGACCGUCCGGAACUCUGCAAUUUGGACGAUGUGAGUCUGUUCGGGUCUCGGCACGACUUUUCAACAAUGAUAUUGUAGAUUUGUCAUCUCAUAAACGACUCAAACUACAAAAAAGUGUGGAAUCGGCGCGCUCUUGCGCCUUAUUUGUACGGUACGCAUCUUCAAAGCGAUAUAUCUCAGCUGUGGGUGGAGCUAUCAAAAUGCAGUCAACUGAUAAAAUGUACAAAAUUUCUCGAUAAAUAUUUUUCUAGUUGACACCAUUUCACUAUCUCCGCCCACAACUGAGAUAUAUCGGUUUGAGUACACACAGUGCCUAAAAGCAAGAUUACAGGCUCCGAUGGCUUGUGGAUUUCGUACGAAAACCGAAAAAGUGUGCGAGCAAAGGUGGAAUUUGCAAAAAGUUUGCAAGUUGCUGGAAUCAUGGUCUUCUCGGUGGGAAGCGACGACGGAAACGGAGAAUGCGGCGACGGCACUUGGCCUUUGCUUCGGGAGAUUUCAAAAUUGGCUAAUAGCUGA